AUGCCACGUCGCGUAUGGUCAACCGAAGAAGACGAAAAGCUCAUAGCCCUUGUUGAGCAGUUGGGAGAUAAGCGUGGCAGAGACAGUAAAUGGACUGAGAUCUCCAAGAACCUCCCAGGGCGGACAAACAAGGAUUGUCGAAAGCGUUGGUUCCAUUCCCUAGACCCAAAACUGCGCAAAGGUCGCUGGACCAAAGAGGAAGACGAGAUUCUCCUCGCCGCUCAUCGGCGACUGGGACCUGCUUGGAAGGAAAUCGCACUUCUCAUCAAGGGCCGAAAGGAUGAUCAAUGUGCGAAGCGAUAUACCGAUAUUCUAGACCCCUCUGUGAAAAACCGCCUCAGAAGUUGGUCGCCAGAGGAAGACCACUAUUUGACGACAAAGGUAAAGGAACUGGGGCAUAGAUGGGCUACGAUAUCAUCGGGACUACCGGGUCGUCCUCCUUUGACUUGUCGAAAUCGGUGGAGAAGACUAUGCAAAGAAAUCACAACCAUGCCAACUCAACCCAGCCAAGGCCAGGACGAUUCCACGGAAUUAUCACCAUCCUCCGGCUCUGGCUCAUUUUAUCCAGGCUCUAGCAGUGGAAACGCUAGUUCCAUGGACAACGGCUCGCAGGAAGAUGGCGAAAGCCCCGAUGUUCAUCUGGAUGCGAUGGAUAUGGCCACCGGAUUGUCGGAAAACAUAUUAUUAUCCUCACCAUUCGACCUGAACGAUGCAGCUAUUCUUUCCAUGCGUUACCCAGAUGAAGGCUAUAUGUCACUUCAAUAUGACUCGGAAAUGUUCUCGUAUCCUCUCGUGCAGAACCAAACCCCUGAGAGCAACCACACAAGAACACACACCGGGCAUCUAUCAUCGAACGAGAACGCCGAGAUGAAUACAAUACCAAGAGAUUCCCCCUCGAUCUUGAGCCCUGAGGGUCGGGCUGGAGACCGCGACCGGCUUAUGUCAAACAACUCCGAUAUCAGGGGUCAAGAAACAUCGCCUACCAAUGGCCUUCACACCUUCAAUGCGGACAAUAUUCGGCUCGCCUUAGACUCAUUUACACAAAGCGCGGAGCCCGAUCAGAAUGCCAUAGAGGAAGCAGCCGUUCAACAAGUGCUCACGUCUGCUCAGUGGACCUCUUCAAACUCAAGGGAUGCCUUAUCACGGUCAUAUCCUACCCAAGCGCAAGAGGUUCAUCACCACCACCAUUUCCAUCAUCAUUUCCAUCAUCACCAUUACCACCACCAAACUCAUGGAACAUAG
Messenger RNA from Aspergillus piperis CBS 112811, 1242 nucleotides. RefSeq lists its product as uncharacterized. The transcript has 3 exons. Bases 1 to 1242 code for a protein of 413 amino acids. The record is from RefSeq and is a predicted model, not a curated record. NCBI's taxonomy places the organism in Eukaryota, Fungi, Ascomycota, Eurotiomycetes, Eurotiales, Aspergillaceae.